This is a messenger RNA of Aplosporella prunicola CBS 121167, 4103 nucleotides long. RefSeq lists its product as uncharacterized. The transcript has 2 exons. Bases 290 to 3838 code for a protein of 1182 amino acids. Gene Ontology annotation, cellular component: mitochondrion; gamma DNA polymerase complex. Gene Ontology annotation, molecular function: DNA-directed DNA polymerase activity; DNA binding; 3'-5' exonuclease activity. Gene Ontology annotation, biological process: mitochondrial DNA replication. NCBI's taxonomy places the organism in Eukaryota, Fungi, Ascomycota, Dothideomycetes, Botryosphaeriales, Aplosporellaceae. The record is from RefSeq and is a predicted model, not a curated record.
UUGGCCAAGAAGGGAUCGCGUGUCCGCGAACCGUGGGAGUGGUCGUCGUCGGAAACAGAAACGCGGCUCCAACUGGCAGACAUGGCGGACAAACCGUGGAUGGACGGGCGUGGGCGUGGGCGUGCCUUGCGUCUUCUCGAAUGCCGUGCAAGGCCAGCCCGCGCCCCCGAUGAUUUGCAGCGCACCGCGAAUCGCAUGACGCGCACAUCGAGAAGUUUAUGUCCUCGCUCCCCACCUUCCUGCUACCUGCACCCUACCUAUCUACACCCGACAUGCCCCUCGCCCGACCAUGCGUGUAGGAUACCGGGGCGUCACCACCGUCAGGCCUGCCCUCCUUCGCCCUCAUCGCCUCUGCCUUCGCGCAGCGCCGCCGUUGCCAUGCGCCACCUGGAGAUAUUACUCUCAAGCCGCCUCCGCGGAGAAGGAGGGCUCGCGCAGUCUUCUCAUUCCGUCUGAGGCUCGCUUCAACGACAUCAGGGUCCAACAACUCAGCCGGCACAUGCACCCUCAGGUCUUUCGCGGAGAGCCACCGGACGUGGACCCCGAACUUGUCGAGUUGUCCAAAGACCACCUCAUGCGCCAUGAUCUGUUCGGCAAAAACCAGGACCAAAGCCCUCCAAUCAGUUUCGAUAUGCCAGAGCUGCAGGGAACCACUUUGGACGAACAUUUUUACAAGCUUGGAAUGGACACGGCACACCCUUAUUUGGAUUUCGCAAAGGAGUACGCCAAAGCCAAGCUACCACCAAGGCCGAAAAACUACGUCGUGAGAAGUGGAUGGACAAAAUAUGCCAAGGGAGAGGAGCCGGAGCCGGUAGAUGCGCCGAACGAAUCCAUGUUGACGUUCGACACGGAGGUCAUGUACAAGGAAACACAGUUUGCCUGUAUGGCUUGUGCCGCUAGCCCCACGGCCUGGUACGUCUGGAUAUCGCCGUGGUUGCUGGAAGAGUCGGAAUCAGAUCGCCACCUCGUACCAUUGGGGGACCCGGACAAGCCGAUGGUAGUUGUUGGGCACAACAUUGGCUAUGACAGAGCAAGGAUAGCGGAAGAAUAUGACAUACGCCAGUCAAAGACAUUUUUCAUGGAUACCAUGUCCCUACAUGUGGCGGCCAACGGCAUGUGUUCGCGGCAACGGCCAACGUGGAUGAGACACCGGAAACAGAGGGAGCUCAGGGAUCUCAUAGAAGCCGGGGAUGGAAAAGUGGAUGUAGACGCCUUGGUACAGUCGGGAAAACUCACUAUCGAAGAGGAGGAAUUAUGGGUCGACAGAAGCUCUGUCAACUCGCUGCGGGAUGUCGCCCAGUUUCACUGCGACAUAAAGCUUGACAAAUCGGCAAGAGACUAUUUCGGUGAGUUGGAUCGCGCUGGAAUAAGAGACAAGAUCCAUGAACUACUGGAUUAUUGCGCUGUGGACGUCGAGAUUACGCAUCAGGUGUACCAAACGGUCUUUCCUCUUUACCUCGAUACAUGCCCCCACCCCGUAAGCUUUGCGGCAUUGCGGUUCAUUGCCUCCGAAAUUCUCCCCAUCGAUGAAUCGUGGAAGGACUAUCUGUCGAAUGCUGAAGGAACCUAUAAAGCAAUGUCAGAAGGUGUUUUGCAACGAUUGGUUAAACUGGCAGAAAAGGCCUUGUCUCACAAAGAUUCGCCGGAGGAAUACGAAAAUGACCCCUGGUUGAGUCAACUUGAUUGGUCGGGGCAGGAGAUCAAAUACACCAAAGCCAAGAAGAAUGAGGAACCUAGGCCCGUAGCCCGACAAAAGAUGCCUGGAAUGCCGAACUGGUACAAGGAUUUGUAUCCAAAAACAACCGGUCCAAUCAAUCUUAGUACGAGGACCCGCGUCGCCCCGAUUCUACUACGACUGUCCUGGGACGGCUACCCGCUUGUUUGGUCGGACAAGUACGGUUGGACGUACAAGAUUGCGAAGAGGCCAGAUCUGGACUUGACCGACGAAAUGAAGGCAGCUAUCUGCGAUAUGUCCGAAGAGAACUUCAAACUUCGUGACGAUCACCAUCACAUCUACCUCAAGAUACCUCACAAAGACGGUCCUACGGCUCGGUGUGUGAAUCCCAUGGCGAAGAGCUAUUUGCAGUUCUUCGACAACGGCAGACUCACUUCUUCGUUCGAUUAUGCGAAAGAAGCGCUGGCCAUGAACGCGUCGUGCUCGUAUUGGAUUAGCGCAAGAGAAAGGAUUAUGUCUCAAAUGACUGUCUUUGAGGGCGAAGCCAAUUUGGAGCUUAAAGCGACGAAUGGCGCGUCUAAGAAAGUUGGAUAUAUUCUUCCCAAGGUGAUCCCAAUGGGCACCAUCACCAGACGAGCGGUUGAGAAUACUUGGUUAACUGCCAGUAACGCUAAAAAGAACAGAGUUGGUUCUGAGCUCAAAUCGAUGGUGAAGGCGCCACCAGGAUGGUCAUUCGUCGGAGCCGAUGUGGAUUCUGAAGAGCUCUGGAUCGCCAGUCUCCUUGGUGAUGCUCAGUUCAAGCUUCACGGUGGUAAUGCUAUAGGCUUCAUGACCCUUGAAGGUGACAAAGCUGCCGGAACGGACUUGCACUCGAGAACGGCCAGUAUCCUGGGAAUCUCAAGAAACGAUGCCAAGGUGUUCAACUACGGACGAAUCUACGGUGCUGGCCUGAAGUUUGCUUCGACGCUACUCAGACAAUUCAAUCCCACUUUGACCGAAGAGCAGACGACCGAGACAGCCACCAAGCUGUAUGAAGAAACCAAGGGCAAGAAAACCAAAGACAAAGCCAUUCAGGAAAGGUCUUUCUGGCGUGGAGGCACGGAAUCCUUUGUUUUCAAUAAGCUCGAAGACUUCGCAGAGCAAGAACGACCGCGGACACCCGUGCUAGGUGCUGGUAUUACUGAAGCUCUGAGGAAGCGCUUUCUCGGCAAAAACACUUACAUCACCUCACGUAUCAACUGGGCUAUCCAGUCAUCGGGUGUUGACUACCUUCAUCUUCUCAUCGUGUCUAUGGACUACCUGGUUCGCCGCUACAACAUCGAGGCCCGCCUCGCACUGACGGUACACGAUGAGAUCCGCUAUCUGGUUAAGAACGAGGACAAGUACAGGGCUUCGAUGGCCUUGCAAGUCGCCAACGUUUGGACGCGUGCCAUGUUCAGUCAACAGGUCGGCAUCGAAGACCUUCCGCAGUCCUGUGCCUAUUUCAGCGCCGUCGAUAUCGACCAUGUUUUGCGCAAGGAGGUAAACAUGGAUUGUAUCACACCAUCGCACCCUGAAAAGAUACCGCCGGGUGAAAGUCUUGAUAUCAUGCAGCUGCUUGAAAAGGGCGAUCUGGCGCGCCUCGACCCAGCCGUGAAGCCGGUCGACGCGCCUGAGCCGCAGAAGUACGACUACACAUCGCGCACACCCGUGACGGCGGGGCUGCAAGGUGACCUCGGCGAAAAGAUGAGGAUAGCAGUGCUGCGCGCACAAAUCACGGCUGAUGACGAAGAACUGAAGGAAAUUGUUCGGAGUGUCGCCCCUUCUCGCAAGUUCCACUCUUCUAACGGCAACAGCAAUGAAAACGGCCACGAAAGAAGGUUCUGGAACAACUGGGCUACAAAGGAGACGCAAACGAAGAACAAGAAGCCGACGCUCUUUGUGGAUGAGCCCUGGGGCGGUUUCGACAGCUCGUGGAAGCAACACCACAAAGAUUUCGGGUACCAAAACGCCAGGCAAUCUGAUGCUAGCCGGAAGAAGCCGACGACUGCCUUGCACCACGCGAACAACCACCUUUCCUGGGGGAAGAACUCUAGCAGUGGCGGGGCUGUUCCAAAGAAGGCCGAAAGCUGGCAUCAGAUCGGCAACCCGAUGCUAAAGCCAGAGGAGUCGGGGCGGCUCUGAGCAAGAUGCGAGUGCCGCCGAGCGCAACUGAUGUCGAGCAUGUUUUUUCGCUUCUCUCGUACAGUACCAGGUUCUUCUUUUCUCUUCACUGUGGGCGACGCGUUGGAUUUCCAGCUUUUGUUCUUCUGGUGCGGUGGUCUCUUGCCAUCGAGGCAGGCGCUUAUCCUUUUUCUUUUGGGCAAGGGUCUGUCAUAUGGUCAUUGGCGAAACAGCGGAGCAUUCAUUGUGUCUUUUUUCUUGUUCGUACGUUUUUCAGUCAUUCCAC